UCUCUCUCUCUCUUUUGGUCUGCAAAUUAACCAGCAAACAAGAAACCAAGAGAGAUACCUUGAAAUGGAACUUUCAAGCCAUGAAGAAGGAGAGAUUCCAAUUCCCUUAAACUCUACCUAUGCUCAUGGCCAUCCCCACAUGAUCCAUAAUGACCACCAUCAUCCUCAUAAUCAUAAUCACAUCAUCCCAUCUUCAACACCACUACCUCCUCCACCACCUCAAAUCCCUUCAAGUAACAAUAAUGGCCCCGCUUCCUCACGUCCAGAGGACCACCAUCUCCCAACCACCUUCAAGAAGAUGAUCCGCUAUCGAGAAUGCCUCAAGAACCACGCAGCCGCCAAGGGAGGCACCGCCACUGACGGCUGCGGCGAGUUCAUGCCUAGUGGCGAAGAAGGCACUAUCGAAGCCCUCAACUGCUCCGCCUGCAACUGCCAUAGAAACUUCCACCGAAAAGAAAUCGAAGGUGAGCAUCCAAACCACCCUUCCCCAUGUGAUUGUUUCCACAACCCUCACCAUUCCCAUCAUCAAAAUCUCAAUAGAGUUGGAAGAAAAUUAAUUCUAGGCCACCAUCAUCAAAAGAAUCUUUUGCUUCCGGAGGCUUUAGGUUACCCUACAGGAACGCUUAUUUCUUCAAGGCCUCAACAGAUGCUAAUGUCCUACAACAUGGGGUCGCUUCCAUAGGAGUCGGACGAGCAGGGGGAGGGGAGCGGCGGGGUGAUGGCCAGACUGACGCAGAUGGUGAAGAAGAGGCACAGGACGAAGUUUUCGCAGGAUCAGAAGGAGAAAAUGCUCAACUUUGCCGAGAAAGUUGGAUGGAAAAUUCAGAAACAAGAAGAAAGUGUGGUGCAACAGUUCUGCCAAGAGAUUGGAGUGAAGAGAAGAGUCCUCAAAGUUUGGAUGCACAACAACAAGCACAACCUCACCAAGAACAACAACAAUAAUAAUAACAUUAAUCAUCAUCCUGUUGCAGCUCCAACUUCAAGUGCUUAAUUAAAAUCAAUUAAUUAACCUAAUUAUUGUGGUUUAACCCUACUUAAGUACUAGCUUUAAAAAUUUCCUUACACUUCUUUUCUUUUUGGGUUGUAUUUUGUGUUUGUGUAUUGUUGAAAUUUUUAAUAAUAUUUGGUUGUUAAUUGGGUAGAUCUUCAACAAUCCUGUAUAAGUGGAUUGGUUGAUGAACUUUAUUUGUAUUUUACAAUACUAAGAUGU
Molecule: messenger RNA, 1210 nt
Organism: Pistacia vera
Lineage: Eukaryota; Viridiplantae; Streptophyta; Magnoliopsida; Sapindales; Anacardiaceae
Product: zinc-finger homeodomain protein 4-like
Exons: 1
Biological process (GO): regulation of DNA-templated transcription; regulation of developmental process
Cellular component (GO): nucleus
Molecular function (GO): transcription cis-regulatory region binding; DNA-binding transcription factor activity
Source: RefSeq, a predicted model, not a curated record